GGCAGGACACGAUUCCCCGCGAACAGCUGUUUUUUUUCUUUUUAAAUAUCUCCCGCCACUGUUUGGAAAAUCAUCUCAGCCUCAUCUUCAAAGGAAAAAAUCUUAGUCUAUGGUUCUGACUGACGCUCCAACAAGGAUGUCCCGGACCGACGAGGUGCACCGUAUAACGGAGAAUGUGUAUAAGUCCAUCAUGGAGCAGUUCAACCCCUGCUUGCGGAACUUCAUAGCCAUGGGGAAAAGCUACGAGAAGGCGCUCACCAGUGUCACAUAUGCUGCAAAGGGCUACUUCGACGCUCUGGUGCGGAUGGGCGAGAUGGCCAGCGAAAGUCAAGGCUCUAAGGAUCUUGGGGAGGUGCUCUUUCAGAUGGCUGAAGUGCACAGACAGAUCCAGAUCCAGCUUGAAGAGAUGCUCAAGUCCUUCCACAACGAGCUGCUCACAGAACUGGAGAAGAAGGUCGAGCUGGACGCACGCUACCUGAAUGCUGCACUGAAAAAGUACCAGAUGGAGCACAAGAGCAAAGGGGAGAGUCUGGAGAAGUGCCAGGCAGAGCUGAAGAAACUGCGCAGGAAGAGCCAGGGCAGCAAGCACCCCUCCAAGUAUGGAGACAAGGAGAUGCAGUUUGUGGAGGCCAUCAGCAAUAAGCAGAGCGAGCUGGACAACUACAUCGCUGAGGGCUACAAGAACGCUCUGUCCGAGGAGAGGAGGAGGUACUGCUUCCUGGUGGACCGCCAGUGUGCUGUGGCCAAGAACAGCACUGCCUACCACAACAAGGGGAAGGAGCUUUUAUCCCAGAAGAUCCCAGUGUGGCAGCAGGCAUGUGCCGAGCCCAACAAACUUCCAGAUCGUGCCAUGUUUCUGGCCCAGCAGAUGAGUGGUGCAGCGGGCACCAUGCCUCCCGGUGCUCAUCAUCCAGGCAUGCCCAUCUCUGAGCCCAUCCCUGGUGUUAAACCCCUGCCGGUGCCUCCGGAACUGGCAGCCCUCAGGGCCAGCGGGGGUAUGGGACAGCAGAGGCUGAUGGGAGGUGUAGACGGAGGGAUGCCGGUGAUGAACGGCACGGCCGGCGCUCACGGAGGAGAAGACUACCAGCAGUGGAUGGAGGGCAAGGUGGCCCAGGGCAAGGUCUCGCCCCAGACCCAGCGGCAUGGAGGGGAGGUCUACUCCAACACCCUGCCUGUGCGCAAGGCCGCACCCGCCAAGAGCAAGACCACACUGACGGAGACCCGUACUCUGCCCCGGUCCAGCUCCAUGGCUGCGGGGCUGGAGAGAAAUGGGAGGACUCGUGUCCAGGCCAUCUUCUCCCAUGCAGCUGGAGACAACAGCACCCUGCUCAGCUUCUCUGAGGGUGACAUAAUAACCCUGCUGGUCCCCGAGGCCCGCGAUGGGUGGCACUACGGAGAGAAUGAGAAGACGAGGAUGCGUGGCUGGUUUCCCUUCUCCUACACCAGGGUGAUCUCUGACAAUGAUGGCGACUCCAUGAGGCAGCUUCGAGUACACAACCUCCACCACGGGAAGAGCAGCAGCACAGGCAACCUUCUAGAGAGAGAAGACAUGGCUCUCCCCGCCCCUGAUUACGGCAUACACUCCCGUAUGGCGGCACAGAGCGCUACUGCGCUGCACGGCAGACAACAACGCCCCUACAGCGUGGCGGUUCCAGGCUUCUCACAGCAAGGAGCUGAAGAGUACGAGCCCCGCUUCCCCACAAGCAAUGAUCCACCCAUCGAGCCGGCUGUGGAGGCCCCGGCCAAACCGCCCCUUUCUGAUGACGAGGACGAAGUGGAGGACGACCAGCUUGAUGAAGCUCACUAUGACUCCCUGGAGAAGGCCUCGCCUCCCCCGGGGGAAUACUGAGCUCUCCCUCAGUUCGGACCAGCUGGAGGUGGAUCUCUGGUGCAGCGCUGCACUAUCCUCCCCUCGGCUGUAACGCUCUGAUUCAGCCGCAUUAUCACAUAGAGCUACGAAAUAAAUGAAAUAUGACCAGCGAAUGAACUGCGUCACAACGAUUCACAUUUACAGUAAUCUCUAUUAGCUGAGAGAUAAUGUAAAUAAAAACUACAACUGAUUUCUAUUUUGAUCUUCUAGCAUGGAAAGCACAGUGAAAGGCAAAGCAGUAUAAAAAUCAGGCUUUGCUCUUGAUUGUUUAGUUGUACUUUCGUAGAAGGCACGUGCUCACAUUUUGGGGUAAUAGUGAUGGACAGCAGCAGAGGUUUCGCUUCCAAAACAUACAAGGAGAAUGUGGUGUGAAGUGAGGAGGAUACGUGUAGAUGUUCACCUGCCGGGGCUCAUUUUCAAAGCCUGAAUUAUUUGCCUCUUACAUUGCGUCACUACCCAGAGACAGACUGCUUCAGGAGACUUCUCAGACCCUGAGAGUCUAGAUGGAGUCGGUGAUCAGUGUGCUUUUUAAAAAAUACAGCUUUCCUGUCCCUGCCUUGUCAGCAAAAGGGCUUUAACGGUAGUAAACUACACAUCUCAUCAGGUGUUUCACCUUUUAGCCUCACCUGUUAAUACUGCCUUCUUAAAGGGCACAAAUGUGGUCGUCAAAAGAAAAAAACCUGCGAGAAAACAGAAAAGUCUGUUCUCUGUCUGAACCGAGGCGGAUGAUGUGAAAUACAAGAAGUCAGAUGUUUGAGGAAGAAGAUGAGGAUUAAAAAAAAAAAAGUGUACUGAAACACACCAGAGAGAAUAGAAUAUAGCCAGAAAAUCAGCAGUAUAUGUGGAAUAAAUUUGUGCUGAGCGAUAGCAUCAAAACUGAUAAGCACACUACUCAUAGUACUGUACCUUCAAUUAAUUGUAUACUCACACGAAAUCUUAUAUUCUGUAACAUUAGUUAUAAGCAGCACUGUAGGUGUUUGUACCUGCAGUAAUAAUGUACUGUACUGGUUCUCAGAUUUCAUUGAUUCAUUUUUUCUUUUUUGAUUAAUAUUGUUUUUAGUGAACAAGCAGUUUGUAAGAUCUUGUUAAAGCAACAUUUUCGACAGAAAUUCUUCAAUAACACAAUGAACAGGAGAGAAACUUUGCGAUUGCAUAUUGACUGUAAUGUGAGAAACAGAGUUGCACUGGUAUAGGUCAUUAUGAGUUAGACUGAGCUGCUAAUUGUUUUUUCCUUUAUUUGCCCAGGUUUUGAGAGUUUUCUGACUCCACCCCAAAACAGUCAAGGUGUAUGGAAUUCACUUACAGAGUUACAGAUAUCUAAAGGUCACAUAUUUUACACUUUUACAGCGUUUUAUUUGAAGUUUUGAUCCAUAAGAAGAUAUAUAAA
Seriola dumerili (greater amberjack) is the source of this 3257-nucleotide messenger RNA. RefSeq names its product BAI1 associated protein 2 (gene baiap2b). Bases 110 to 1849 code for a protein of 579 amino acids. The transcript has 14 exons. Gene Ontology annotation, cellular component: cytosol; nucleoplasm. The record is from RefSeq and is a predicted model, not a curated record. Lineage: Eukaryota; Metazoa; Chordata; Actinopteri; Carangiformes; Carangidae. Gene Ontology annotation, molecular function: cytoskeletal adaptor activity; protein binding. Gene Ontology annotation, biological process: actin filament bundle assembly; plasma membrane organization; positive regulation of actin filament polymerization.